Molecule: messenger RNA, 2760 nt
Organism: Budorcas taxicolor (takin)
Lineage: Eukaryota; Metazoa; Chordata; Mammalia; Artiodactyla; Bovidae
Gene: ECE2
Product: endothelin converting enzyme 2
Exons: 20
Coding region: 22-2760 (912 amino acids)
Biological process (GO): protein processing
Cellular component (GO): plasma membrane
Molecular function (GO): metalloendopeptidase activity
Source: RefSeq, a predicted model, not a curated record
ACUGCCCGGCAGCCGCAAGCAAUGGCUUGUCUGGGGCCUUCCGCACCGGUGCCGGAGUUACCGGAGAAGAACUGCGGGUACCGCGAGGUCCAGUACUGGGACCACCGAUACCAGGGCGCUGCCGACUCUGCCCCCUACGAGUGGUUCGGAGACUUCUCUUCCUUCCGUGACCUCCUAGAGCCGGAGUUGCGGCCAUUGGACCGUAUCCUCGUGCUAGGCUGUGGAAACAGUGCCCUGAGCUACGAGCUAUUCCUUCGGGGCUUCCCUGACGUGACCAGUGUGGACUACUCAUCAGUAGUGGUGGCUGCCAUGAGGGCUCGGUAUGCCCACGUGCCCACGCUGCGAUGGGAGACCAUGGACGUGCGGGCACUGGGCUUCCCUAGUGGCUCCUUUGACGUGGUGCUUGAGAAGGGCACACUGGAUGCCCUGUUGACUGGUGAACAGGAUCCCUGGACUGUGUCCUCUGAAGGUGUCCACACUGUGGACCAGGUGCUAAAUGAGAUGGUGGAGUACAAACGCGCCACACUGCGGGAUGAAGACGCUCCCGAGACCCCCGUAGAGGGCGGGGCCUCCCCGGACGCCGUGGAGGCGGGAUUCCGGAAGAGGACCAGUCCCCUCUUGCGGUUGCACACCCAGCUGGAGCUGGUCUUGGCUGGUGUCUCUCUACUGCUGGCUGCCCUGCUUCUGGGUUGCUUGGUGGCCCUGGGGGUCCAGUACCACAGAGACCCAUCCCGUAGCACUUGCCUCACAGAGGCCUGCAUUCGAGUGGCUGGAAAAAUCCUGGAGUCCCUGGACCGUGGAGUGAGCCCCUGUGAGGACUUCUACCAGUUCUCCUGCGGAGGCUGGAUUCGGAGAAACCCUCUACCUGAUGGGCGUUCUCGCUGGAACACCUUCAACAGUCUCUGGGACCAGAAUCAAGCCAUCCUGAAGCACCUGCUUGAAAACACCACCUUCAACUCCAGCAGUGAAGCUGAACGGAAGACGCAGCGCUUCUACCUCUCCUGCUUACAGGUGGAGCGCAUCGAGGAGCUGGGUGCCCAGCCACUGCGAGACCUCAUUGACAAGAUUGGUGGCUGGAACGUUACGGGGCCCUGGGACCAGGACAACUUCAUGGAGGUGUUGAAGGCAGUUGCAGGGACGUAUAGGGCCACCCCCUUCUUUACUGUCUACGUCAGUGCCGACUCUAAGAGUUCCAACAGCAAUAUUAUCCAGGUGGACCAGUCUGGGCUCUUUCUACCCUCUCGAGAUUACUACCUAAACAAGACUGCCAAUGAGAAAGUUCUUACUGCCUACCUGGACUACAUGGAGGAGCUGGGGAUGCUGCUGGGCGGACAGCCAACCUCCACACGGGAGCAGAUGCGGCAGGUGCUGGAGCUGGAGAUACAACUGGCCAACAUCACAGUGCCCCAGGACCAGCGGCGGGAUGAGGAGAAGAUCUACCACAAGAUGAGCAUUGCGGAGCUGCAGGCCCUGGCGCCCUCCAUGGACUGGCUGGAGUUUCUGUCCUUCUUGCUGUCACCGCUGGAGCUGGGUGAUUCUGAGCCUGUGGUGGUGUAUGGGACGGAUUAUUUGCAGCAGGUGUCGGAACUCAUCAACCGCACAGAGCCAAGUGUCCUGAACAAUUAUCUGAUCUGGAACCUGGUACAGAAGACAACUUCAAGCCUGGACCACCGCUUUGAGUCUGCACAAGAGAAGCUGCUGGAGACCCUCUAUGGCACCAAGAAGUCCUGCACACCAAGGUGGCAGACCUGCAUCUCCAACACCGAUGACGCUCUUGGCUUUGCUCUGGGCUCCCUCUUUGUGAAGGCCACAUUUGACCGGCAGAGCAAGGAAAUUGCAGAGGGGAUGAUCAGCGAGAUCCGGACCGCCUUUGAGGAGGCUCUGGGACAGUUGGUUUGGAUGGAUGAGAAGACCCGCCAGGCGGCCAAGGAGAAAGCAGAUGCCAUCUAUGAUAUGAUUGGUUUCCCGGACUUCAUCCUGGAGCCCAAAGAGCUGGAUGAUGUUUAUGAUGGGUAUGAAGUGUCUGAAGAUUCCUUCUUCCAGAACAUGUUGAAUUUAUACAACUUCUCUGCUAAGGUGAUGGCUGACCAGCUCCGCAAGCCUCCUGGCCGAGACCAGUGGAGCAUGACCCCGCAGACAGUGAACGCCUACUACCUUCCAACCAAGAAUGAAAUCGUCUUCCCUGCUGGCAUCCUGCAGGCCCCCUUCUACGCUUGCAACCACCCCAAGGCCCUGAACUUUGGUGGCAUCGGCGUGGUGAUGGGCCACGAGUUGACACAUGCCUUUGAUGACCAAGGGCGGGAGUAUGACAAGGAAGGGAACCUUCGGCCAUGGUGGCAGAAUGAGUCGUUGGCAGCCUUCCGGAACCACACGGCCUGCAUAGAGGAGCAGUACAGCCAGUACAAGGUCAACGGGGAGAAGCUCAACGGGCGCCAGACGCUGGGGGAGAACAUUGCUGACAAUGGGGGGCUUAAGGCUGCCUACAACGCUUACAAAGCAUGGCUAAGAAAGCACGGGGAGGAGCAGCAGCUGCCAGCUGUGGGACUCACCAACCACCAGCUCUUCUUUGUGGGAUUUGCCCAGGUGUGGUGCUCGGUCCGCACACCCGAGAGCUCUCACGAGGGGCUGGUGACCGACCCCCACAGCCCUGCCCGCUUCCGCGUGCUGGGCACUCUCUCCAACUCCCGCGACUUCCUGCGGCACUUCGGCUGCCCUGUCGGCUCCCCCAUGAACUCAGGGCAGCUUUGUGAGGUGUGGUAG